This is a messenger RNA of Oppia nitens, 762 nucleotides long. RefSeq names its product ribonuclease Oy-like. Gene Ontology annotation, cellular component: extracellular region. Gene Ontology annotation, biological process: RNA catabolic process. The coding region runs from base 337 to 762 and encodes 141 amino acids. NCBI's taxonomy places the organism in Eukaryota, Metazoa, Arthropoda, Arachnida, Sarcoptiformes, Oppiidae. The transcript has a single exon. Gene Ontology annotation, molecular function: ribonuclease T2 activity; RNA binding. The record is from RefSeq and is a predicted model, not a curated record.
AUAUUUUUGAUUAGUUUUAAUCAAAAUUUAUGUCAACCAUUCCCAAGAGCUAAUGGUCCGCAUCCUGACAUCGUAAGGGGUCGCGAAAGUCAUGGCCCCGAGUGCUCUAUUGACUAUAGUAUUGAUUAUAUAAUACUAGCACUUCAGUGGCCAACCAGUUAUUGUCUGCAACAACAGCGCUGUAAUCGUCACGCAAAUCAUAAUCGAUGGCAAAUACACGGUCUUUGGCCGCAGCGUCAGGUUUAUGGUGAGCCACCGGCACAGUUCUGUUGCACCCGAAAUCCAUACAAUCCAAGUUUAUUAGACCCGCUUAGAGAUCAACUAUUGGCCAAAUGGAUGAGUCUGAGAGACGACGCCCGACACGACUCAUUUUGGCGACACGAGUGGACUAAACACGGCUCGUGUGGCCGCCGAUCGCCAUCACUGGCCAAUCAAUUCUUAUACUUCAAUACAACACUAUCACUAUAUGAUUCAUUUCCGUUAAAAGAUUGGUUAAGUCGUUCAGAUAUAUUGGCGUCAAAUGAUCGGCUAUUUUCUGUGAACCACUUUCACGAUGCCAUUGAAAAGCAUCUGAAAAGUCGUGUCCGCCUCGAGUGUAGCCUCAAUCGCGGACCACCUGAAGCUCAAUCACCACCUAUUUUGGCUGAAAUUCACAUUUGUUUAGAUAGAAAAACAUUAACUCCUAUUGAUUGCCAAAAACGAGAUGACAGACAGUGUUUUUCUAAUAGCAAUAAAAAUCUUGUUUUAUUUCCUAAACAUUAA